AUGACCCCAGAGCAUUUCUGCUUCUCUUUUCUUGAUUCUAUAACUGUAAAAGGCUUCACAACCGAGCUAACCACCACCACAAGAAGCCCCUGGCUCUCAGCAGACUGGACGUCCACCGACGACCGCGUCCGUGGCGGUUCCUCGCACUCCUAUUUAAUUCCAUCGCACGACGGGAAAACCGCGACAUUUAACGGUCAUCUCGACACCCGCACCCUCGGCGGUGCCGGCUUCGCAUCGCAGCGGACCACCGGAGACCGAAGCUGGGAUCUAUCCUCAUACUCGGGGGUGGAAUUGGAUAUUGACACUGCGAACUCGGACACGAAACUGUACACGCUCAUCGUGAAGGAUGAGAAGGGGCUUCUCCCGCCUAGAGACGACGGACGCGAGCGGAGCGGGUUGAGCUGGGAGGCGGAUUUCAGGCCUGGUUAUAACAAGGGCAAAGUGGCUUUCAAAUGGGAGGAUUUCAGGCCGACGUAUAGAGGAAAAGAAGUGCAUGACGUCGAGCCGUUGGACUGCAAGGCUAUUAAGAGGUUCAGUAUUAUGAUGCGAAGGUUCGUGUUUUUUGGUGAUUUCUUCGGUGAGCAGGAGGGCGACUUUACUCUUUCUAUCGUAUCUAUAGCUGCUUGGAAGGAUAGCAGGGAGGACAACCUGGGGCUGGAGAAAGAAGAGGGUGCUAUUAUUGUGGAGUCCAAAGAGGCGCCUGACUAUGGCAGCUGGAGAGUCUACGAAUUCAAAAUAUCUCUGCUCUCAGAUGCCUGGGUACUUGAUGUACCAACAUAUGGAAUCCAGAUGGGCUGUGGGAUACAGAAGGAACGAUGA
Messenger RNA from Aspergillus nidulans FGSC A4, 819 nucleotides. Its product is annotated as CIA30 family protein. The coding region runs from base 1 to 819 and encodes 272 amino acids. The record is from RefSeq and is a predicted model, not a curated record. NCBI's taxonomy places the organism in Eukaryota, Fungi, Ascomycota, Eurotiomycetes, Eurotiales, Aspergillaceae. The transcript is spliced from 5 exons.